AUGGGUGCUGGGGUUGGGGGGACCCCCGAGGUCACGGAUCCUGGGGUUCCCCAGAGGUGGAAGCAGGUGGCAGGAUUCUCAGAAUGGGGCCGGUACCCUCAGGCGCCUCCCCGCGGGCCGGGUCGGUGCGAGUGUGAGGGUCUUCCUUUGGUUACAGAUUAUGUGUACUUUGAAAAUUCUUCCAGCAACCCAUAUCUAAUCAGAAGAAUAGAAGAACUUAACAAGACUGCAAGUGGCAACGUGGAAGCAAAAGUAGUGUGCUUUUAUAGACGACGAGAUAUUUCCAACACGCUUAUAAUGCUUGCGGACAAGCAUGCUAAAGAAAUUGAGGAAGAAUCUGAAACAACAGUUGAGACUGACUUGACUGAAAAACAGAAACAUCAGUUGAAACACAGGGAACUCUUUUUGUCACGCCAGUAUGAAUCUCUGCCUGCAACACAUAUCAGGGGAAAAUGCAGUGUUGCUCUACUGAAUGAGACAGAAUCAGUACUGUCAUAUCUUGAAAAAGAGGAUACCUUUUUCUACUCAUUGGUCUAUGACCCUUCAGUGAAAACAUUGUUAGCUGACAAAGGUGAAAUCAGAGUGGGUCCGAGAUAUCAAGCAGAUAUCCCAGAAAUGCUCUUAGAAGGAGACUCAGAUGAAAGGGAACAGUCAAAACUGGAAGUUAAGGUGUGGGAUCCCAAUAGUCCACUCACAGAUCGGCAGAUUGACCAGUUUUUAGUUGUAGCUCGUGCUGUUGGGACAUUUGCUCGUGCCCUUGACUGCAGCAGUUCAGUACGACAGCCUAGCUUGCACAUGAGCGCAGCUGCAGCUUCCCGCGACAUCACCUUGUUUCAUGCUAUGGACACAUUGUAUAAACAUGGCUACGAUCUGAGUAGUGCAAUUAGUGUCUUAGUGCCACUUGGAGGACCAGUCUUAUGCAGAGAUGAAAUGGAAGAAUGGUCAGCUUCUGAAGCUAGUUUAUUUGAAGAAGCACUGGAAAAGUAUGGCAAAGACUUCAAUGACAUACGUCAAGACUUUCUCCCUUGGAAGUCAUUGACAAGCAUCAUUGAGUAUUACUACAUGUGGAAAACUACUGACAGAUAUGUGCAGCAGAAACGCCUAAAAGCAGCUGAAGCUGAGAGUAAACUGAAACAAGUAUAUAUCCCAACUUACAGCAAACCAAAUCCUAACCAAAUAUCUACCACCAAUGGCAAGCUUGGUGCUGUGAAUGGAGCUGUGGGGACCACGUUCCAGCCCCAGAAUCCCCUUUUAGGGAGAGCCUGUGAGAGCUGUUAUGCUACACAGUCUCACCAGUGGUAUUCUUGGGGGCCACCUAAUAUGCAGUGUAGAUUAUGUGCAUCUUGUUGGCUGUAUUGGAAAAAAUAUGGAGGCCUGAAAAUGCCCACCCAGUCAGAAGAAGAGAAGUUAUCUCCUAGCUCAACUACAGAGGACCCCCGUGUUAGAAGUCACCUGUCCCGGCAGGCCAUGCAGGGGAUGCCAGUACGGAACACUGGGAGUCCCAAGUCUUCCGUGAAGACGCGACAAGCUUUCUUCCUUCAUACUACAUAUUUCACAAAAUUUGCUCGUCAGGUCUGCAAAAAUACCCUCCGGUUGAGGCAGGCAGCAAGACGGCCAUUUGUUGCUAUUAAUUAUGCUGCCAUUAGGGCAGAAUAUGCAGACAGACAUGCUGAACUAUCUGGAAGCCCACUGAAAAGCAAGAGCACUAGGAAACCAUUGGCAUGUAUCAUUGGGUAUUUAGAAAUUCAUCCUGCAAAGAAGCCUAAUAUAAUUCGAUCUACACCAAGCCUGCAAACCCCAACUACCAAGAGGAUGCUAACCACUCCAAAUCACACAUCUUUGAGCAUUCUUGGAAAAAGAAACUACAGUCAUCACAAUGGCCUGGAUGAACUCACAUGCUGCGUGUCAGACUGAGUUAUCCCUGUUCUAUGCUACAACCCAAGACUCUACUGUCCUGCUGGUGGUCACAGAUGUGCCUGGGAAGGAGGCAGCUUCUUCAGUGGGAGCAGAGCUCUGUGUGCACCCUGUGGAGACCCGAAGAGGCAGAAAAGAAACUGUAGGGGUGCAUGUUCCAAACCUGCAUCUCCGUGGGACCCAGGGGCACCUUCCUUCCCUCUCAGAGACCUUGCUGUCCUAGAGAGACCUUCCUGAGGACUGAGGGCAGCAGGGAGCCACUGGCCUCCUCACUUGUUGGUGUCCACUUCCCCAGAGUGGGGGGCUUGGGUGAUGGAGGCUGCUGAGCACUCAGAACCCUGCUGCCCUGCAUGUGCCAGUCCCACUGUUUUAUGCUGUGUACUUAUGUACAGGAGGAAUGUGGCAUCUUUCUGAGUGGAUUUUCUUAAGACAUGUGCCAGUGUUUACACAGUUCAUAGUGUUCCCCUGUCCUUGCUGGUAUUUGUCGCUUGCCUUUUUCCCAGUAGGCUGCUUUCUUCUCCCUGACCCCCUCCCCUGUUCUCUUGCCUCUCCCCUCCCGUGGCUGCUUCCCGCUCAGUGGAAGUGUUGCUUUUCACCCCUGCAUCCUGUAUUCAUCUGCUCCCACUCCUCAGUGGUAUGGUUACCCCUGGGUCUGACAGAAGAGAAGGUUCUUGCCUUGGCCAGCCUGCACAUGACUCUCAGCAGCUCUAUUUUCUUUUGGAAGAGAGGCUGGUUUUCUACUUGGUCCUGGAGAGCUCUAGUGAGAGCAGGUGUUAAACAUGCCAAGCGUGUAUAUCACUGUGACAAGCUGUUUUCUUACUGCCUGUUCCCCCCUGCAACCAAGCCAGCUAAUGAGGAACUGCACCAAGGGUUCCUAUCAUGGGUCACUACUCACCCUAGUUUAUUUUACUCCUUAGGAGGGUGGAAGGGAGAAUCAUGUUUGCAAGUAUAAGUCUAUAUAGUCGGCUCCAAAACCUCUCUACCCCUCUGGCCCAGUAUGCUGUGAGCAUUAUGUUCUGAGGCCUCAGGAGACCUUCCUGCUUUACUGGCUUGGGCUCUCCCUGCCUGCCCUGGGCACUAGCCCUUGGUGACAUCCCAAUGGACCAUCUGUUGCAGGCAAGGAGUAACUCAAUGCCUGGUUGGUUCCUGAGCCUAGCCAUCUCCCUGCCUCCAUUAACAAAGAUGGUCUGCAGGGCGUAGGGUCAUAGCACUGUGACAGACAACUGGAGUCUGACCUUUCAGCUACCCCAGGAGCAGCAGCUGGAGGAGGAAAUGAGAUGCCCAAACAAGUUGUUGCAUGAAAGAAUGGCCCCCCUGGAAUUGGCCCCCCCAGCAAGAAUGAGGCAGCACAGAAAUGACAAGGAUAUCUACGUCUACGUCCUCCACGGCUGGCUCAACUCAGCAGAGAAUGAGGCGGUAUGGAUAGUUCCGGGUAGUGUGAUUGGGGUCAAGAUGCCUCAGUCUUGCCCAGUUUGGAGCAUGUUGGCUUCUUGAGGAAGAGCCGCUUCUCACCUUAGACCUCUGGGUGACCAAGGACAAGUUCCAAGUUCUCUGUCUCUGGAGCUGUCCUGUGGCUUGGCUUGAGCCCUGAGGGCAGGGCCUGUGUCAGAGGUGCUUCAUGAGACAAGUGCAGGUGGCAAGUGUUUCCUCCAGAUUCUUAUACAUAAAUCCCCUACAGCAAAGACCCUGGAUGCGAAGGCCAGCUAGCCUUUCUGGUAUUUCUUCUCUAAAGAAAAAGAAACCUCAGCACAGAUGUCUGUCUGUGAACUUGU
This is a messenger RNA of Dipodomys ordii (Ord's kangaroo rat), 3686 nucleotides long. It is a transcript of the gene Mta3, whose product is annotated as metastasis associated 1 family, member 3. Gene Ontology annotation, biological process: negative regulation of transcription by RNA polymerase II. The coding region runs from base 1 to 1914 and encodes 637 amino acids. Gene Ontology annotation, cellular component: NuRD complex; nucleoplasm. Gene Ontology annotation, molecular function: transcription corepressor activity; sequence-specific DNA binding; transcription coactivator activity. The transcript is spliced from 17 exons. The record is from RefSeq and is a predicted model, not a curated record. NCBI's taxonomy places the organism in Eukaryota, Metazoa, Chordata, Mammalia, Rodentia, Heteromyidae.